Molecule: messenger RNA, 832 nt
Organism: Myiozetetes cayanensis
Lineage: Eukaryota; Metazoa; Chordata; Aves; Passeriformes; Tyrannidae
Gene: FAM167B
Product: family with sequence similarity 167 member B
Exons: 2
Coding region: 1-555 (184 amino acids)
Source: RefSeq, a predicted model, not a curated record
AUGGCCCUCAGCCAGCUGAAGUUCAAGGAGCUGGGCGAGGAGGAGCCCACGUGGGAGGAGGAGAACCUGGACAGCGUGAAGGCUCUGACGGCCAAGCUGAAGCUGCAGACCCGCAGACCCUCGUACCUGGAGUGGGAGGCCCGGGUGAGGGGGCAGCGCUGGGGCACCCGGGCCUCGGGGGGAACCCGGGGGGCUGAGCAGGGCCCUGGGCACCCCGAGGACCAGCUGGGUGGUGGCGUCUGUGGCUUUGCCAGCAUGGAGGCGGCUCUGGAGUGGCUCAGGACGGAGCUGAGGGAGAUGCAGGCUGCGGACCAGCGCCUGGCGCAGCAGCUGAUGCGGCUGCGGGCGCGGCUGCACCGGCUGAAGGUGGAGCAGGCCUGUCACCAGCACAAGGAGAUGCUGGACGACGCCACCUUCGGCCUCGAGGGCUGCGAGGAAGACUCGGACCUGCUCUGCAACAUCCCCCCCAAGGCCGCCUUCCUGCUCUCCACGCCCCUCAAGCACAUCGGGGUCACCCGCAUGAACAUCAACUCCCGCCGCUUCUCCCUCUGCUGAUCCCUCCCCUGGGGGCCGGGUGGGAGCCCUGAAGGAACUCACGGGUGCAUCUGGACCUGGCAGGGCUCGAGGGUCACUCCCAAAAUCCCUCAGGGCUCGGGGCAGGCAGAGCUGAGCCAUGGUGCUGCCAAAACCUGUGCCAGGGGAAAUGCCACCACCCCCAUGGGGCACAGGGCGUUCUGGGGGCCUGUCCCUAAGGAUGGUGGGGUCAAGCACGGUGGAAGAUGUUGGGAGCAGCCCUCUGAGGUGGAAUAAAAGGAGGUGAAGGUGAGGGCUG